GUAGGCCCCAGACCUGAUGCUGUAUACGUCUCCGCAGUCAUGAGUUCGAUCCUGGAUGAGUAUGAGGAUUCCCAGGCCCGAUCCCGUUCCCGGCCUGUCGGACUCCCUUACCAACAGCAACGCCUCGGUGCUUCAGGCAUCGGCCAGUCAGGUUAUGUCAGUGCGCGUCUUGAAGAGGAAAAGCCAAUCUUUUCCAAACAGAGGAUUGAUUUCAGCCCUCCCAGUGCCAUCAACCACCUUGUGGUUUGCAACAACCAACUGUGUAUGAGUUUAGGCAAAGAGACUCUUCUCAGGAUUGAUUUAGGAAAACCUGACCAACCAAACCAGAUUGAAUUGGGGCGCAAAGACGAUGCCAGGAUCCACAAAUUGUUUCUGGACCCCUCGGGGUCCCAUCUCCUGAUCAGCCUUACAUCCAGCGAGUGUCUUUAUGUGAACAGGAAUUCUCAGAAAAUGAGAAGCCUCUCCCGCUGGAAGGGCCAUUUAAUUGAGAGUGUGGGCUGGAACAAGCAUAUGGGGAGUGAGAGCAACACCGGCCCCAUUCUGGUUGGAACCAGCCAAGGUCAGAUGUACGAAGCGGAGAUUGUGGUCUCAGAGGAUCGGCUGUUUAACUCCAGUCCUGAUCAGUACUUCAAGUAUGUUUACAGCCUGGAAGAGGACGGCUCCCCGGCUCCUGUCUGCUGCCUGGAAAUUGAGCGCAGCAUUGACGCGAGAUUCUUCGUCAUUGCCACCACUCGCAAGCGGUUGUACCAGUUUGUCGGGAAGGCCCCAGAGGCCAGCGAACAGCAGGUAUUCCAGCCCAUCUUCAACCAGUAUGCUGACUCUUUGCCCAGUUUCCAGGAGUUCCCAGUCAGCCUGGGCUUCAGUGAGAUCUCUUUUUACACCUCCAAACUGCGAUCCAGUCCACGCUCCUUUGCCUGGAUGAUGGGAAACGGCGUACUGUAUGGCACCCUUGAUUACAGCAGGCCUGACUCCCUUCUGAGUGACCUGAAGGUCUGGGAGUACUCAGCAGACACCGAGCCUCCCCGAUCUAUUGUCCUGACCCAGUUUCACUUCCUGCUGCUUCUCUCUGACAGGGUGAAAGCCAUUUGCACGCUGAACGGGCAGCUGGUCUUCGAGGACGUGUUCCCCGACAAGUUUGGCCGGCUCCUGCGGAUGGUGAAGGAUUCUGUGGCUGGGUUGAUCUGGAUCUACACGGAGAAGGCUGUUUUCCGGUACCACGUUCAGAAAGAAUCGCGGGAUGUCUGGCAGAUGUACAUGAACAUGGGCAAGUUUGACCUGGCGAAGGAAUACUGCAAAGACCGGCCUGAGUGCCUGGAUGCUGUGUUUGCCAAGGAAGCCGACCACUGCUUUCAGAACAAGAAGUACGUGGAAAGUGCCAAAUACUACGCUCUGACACAGAGGUACUUUGAGGAGAUUGCGCUGAAGUUCAUCGAAGCCAAACAAGAGGAGGCACUGAAGGAGUUUCUGCUGAAAAAGCUGAAGAAUUUGAAGCUGGAGGACAAAACACAGAUGACCUUGUUGGUGAGCUGGCUCACUGAGAUUUACCUGAACUGGCUGGGCAUGUUUGAAGGUGAUGAGAGCAAGCAGAGCCAGUUUGAUGCGACGAGGGAGGAGUUCCGACAGUUUCUGAGCAGCUCCAAGAUUAAAGAGUGCCUGCUCAACAACCGCUCGACCAUCUAUGACCUCUUGGCUAGCCACGGCAACGUAGUGGACAUGGUGUUCUUCUCUGUGAUCAUGCAGGAUUAUGAACGGGUUGUGGCCCACCAUUGCCAGCACGAUGACUACAGUGCAGCUCUGGAGGUCAUGUCCAAGUACCAGGACCCUUCUCUCUUCUAUAAGUUCUCCCCCGUCCUCAUGCAGCACAUUCCCAAGCUGGUGGUGGAUGCAUGGAUCACCAUGAGGAGGCGGCUGGAUCCCAAGAGCCUCAUCCCGGCGCUGGUAAACUACAGCCAGAUCGGCAGCUCGGAACAGAUUGGUGAAGCCAUCCGCUACCUGGAGUUCUGCGUACACGAUCUGAAUGUCACCGACCAAGCAAUUCACAAUUACCUGCUGUCUCUGUACGCCAAGUACAAGCCCAAGGCCUUGCUGUGGUACCUGGAACAAGCUGGGUCAGACACAAACCACAUUCAUUACGACCUGAAGUACGCACUGCGCCUGUGUGCAGAGAAUGGUCACCAUCAGGCCUGUGUGCACAUUUAUAAGACAAUGGAAUUAUAUGAAGAGGCGGUAGAUCUUGCACUGCAGAUGGAUGUAGAUCUUGCUAAAUCAUGUGCAGACAUGCCGGAGGAAGAUGAGGAGCUUCGUAAGAAGCUGUGGCUGAAGAUUGCCCGUCAUGUAGUCCAGGAGGAGAAGGAUGUCAAGAAGGCCAUGGUUUGUUUAUCCAGCUGUAACCUGCUGAAGAUUGAAGACAUUCUGCCCUUCUUUCCAGAUUUUGUGACCAUUGACCAUUUUAAGGAGGCCAUCUGCAGCUCCCUGCAGGAGUAUAACAAGCACAUCGACGAGCUCAAGCAGGAGAUGGAGGAGGCGACAGAGAGUGCCAAACGAAUCCGGGAAGAUAUCCAGGAGAUGAGAAACAAGUAUGGUGUGGUGGAGUCUCAGGAGAAAUGCGCCUCCUGUGACUUCCCACUGCUGAACCGCCCAUUCUAUCUAUUCCUGUGCGGCCACAUGUUCCAUUCAGACUGUCUCCUACAGGAAGUGAUUCCUCACCUCUCCCCUUUCAAGCAGACCAGGCUGGAGGAGCUGCAGAAAAAGCUGGUGACCAGCAACCAAGUGAAAUCCCGGCAGCGGCCAAAGGAAGGAGGAGAAGGCAGUCACAAGGGACAACAGUCCCGUGAUCAGAUCAAAGCUGACAUUGAUGAUAUUGUGGCAGCCGAGUGCAUUUAUUGCGGAGAACUGACAAUUAAAUCAAUAGACAAACCUUUUAUCAACCCACAGAAAUAUGAAGAGGAGAAUAACAGCUGGCUAUAAGGUUUGUUCUCUGGUACAGUUGCUCUCCCAACCUGUGGGCUGUUCUGUGCUGAAUCAGCGCCUCAGAUAUUGGGACUUGUAGUGUUACUAUUUGCACUUGUAACUGAUGCUUCUACACUGCUGAAUAUUCAAAGCUGGCGUAGCUACCCAAUGGGAGCAAAUAAAUUGUAAACACCUUGUACAGUUAAAA
This is a messenger RNA of Hemiscyllium ocellatum (epaulette shark), 3157 nucleotides long. RefSeq names its product VPS18 core subunit of CORVET and HOPS complexes (gene vps18). NCBI's taxonomy places the organism in Eukaryota, Metazoa, Chordata, Chondrichthyes, Orectolobiformes, Hemiscylliidae. The record is from RefSeq and is a predicted model, not a curated record. The coding region runs from base 40 to 2967 and encodes 975 amino acids. Gene Ontology annotation, molecular function: protein-macromolecule adaptor activity. Gene Ontology annotation, biological process: lysosome organization; endosome organization; endosome to lysosome transport. Gene Ontology annotation, cellular component: endosome; HOPS complex. The transcript is spliced from 5 exons.